UCAUGAGCUUGCACGGAACAUUCACGUGGCUCUUUGUGUUCGUAAGCCAGGCAGCUGACUUUCUUCCUGCCGUGGGCGAAGACAUGGAGUUGGAAGCUCGACUAACACCGUGCGAGUUAAUAGUAUAUCAAGGCUACCCCUGCGAGACCACCUAUGCAACAACAGAGGAUGGCUACAUACUCCAAGUGGACAGGGUUCCAUAUGGCAUCCACGACAACGUCUCCAACGCAGAGCGAGGAAACCGGACUUCAAUACGCCAACCCGUGCUGUUAGUGCCUGCAUUGUUCACCGGGUCAGACCUUAACUUCCUCAACUUUCCCUGGCAGAGCCCAGGCAAGUGCCGGUUUGCUUAUAUUGCGUCAGUGAAUGUGUUGUUAUUGUCGCGUUGCAGUGCCAGGUUUUGUCCUAAAUCUGGACAAAGUCCAUUGCUGAAGCAAAAGCUUAUGCUUUCUUUCACAUUCGCAGGAUUCUUGUUUGCCGACAAUGGUUUUGACGUCUGGGCCAUGAACCCGAGAGAGGCCAAGACGUACACAAGUCAUAUCACACUGUCCCAUCAUGAUCCAGACUUCUGGAAAUUUAGUUUUGACGAAAUGGGGCGCUACGACUUGGCAACUUGCAUCGACCACGUUCUGAACGCCACCGGUGUUACCAAGCUAACAAUAGUGGCGUUUUCCCAAGGAUUCCUCGCAAACCUCGUUCUUCAUUCAGUCAGGCCCGAGUACAGCGAAAAGGUCAACCUUCUUGUAGCCUACGGCCCCGUCGCCAAUAUCACCCAUAUACAGCCUCCGUUCGGCUGGCUAAUGCCGAUGAUUCCCAUACUUGAGCCCAUUGUGUACCCGCUCACCGAUGCAGGGUUUCUGGGUACGUCUGCAGGACUGCGGGACCUUAUUUCGGCAGCAUGCAAGUUAAUGGGUAACAUCCUCUGUGCCGCUACCUUCACGAUAACCGCAUUUACAAGUCCGGAACAAUUCAACCAGGUAAGGGUGAAGAACACAUGA
Molecule: messenger RNA, 998 nt
Organism: Dermacentor andersoni
Lineage: Eukaryota; Metazoa; Arthropoda; Arachnida; Ixodida; Ixodidae
Product: gastric triacylglycerol lipase-like
Source: RefSeq, a predicted model, not a curated record